AUGGAACCCUCAAGUUCAGAUAAUAACAAUAACUGUGUCCAAUUAUAUCUUAAAUAUAAAAAGGAAUUUGAUAAAGUUAUUUUAAAUGUUACAAAUGGUAGUAUAAAUCCUGGAAAGUAUUGUGGUGACAUUAAAUAUAAUAAUUUAAAUACUCCUGGUAGUAAUUUUAUUACAGCAUGUCAAGAGAUUGGUAGAUAUUUAAUUGAAAUAAAGGAUAAAUAUUAUUCUGAUAGAUUCAAACGUUGUAAAUACUUGAAGUACCGGAUAAAUUCAGAUAAUAAUUAUAAGGAUCAUCGUUGGUUUGAUGCAUAUAAAGAGGUUUCAUCCAUUAAAGAAAAUAUAUGUGCUCAAGAAUUAAAGGUAAUUGAUUCUAAUGUUUUAGCAAAACUUACAGAGUUGUAUAAUUUAUAUGAAAAUUUUAACAAUUUUAAUAUUGAAAAAGAUCAAAUUACCAUGAAUUGUGAAAGUGCUAGAAAAUGCUAUGAAUUUUAUAAUAAACAUUACAAAGAUUGUGAUGAAAGUAAUAAUGAUGAUUUUUGCGAAGAGUUGAAAAAUUUUAAGGAAGUAUAUGAAGACACAAUGAGUAAUGUAACAUCUUGUCCUGAUGUACCACAACAGUUACCACCUAAAAAAAGAGAUUUUGUAAUUCUUUCCAGUUUAACAACUGCUGUAGUAUUACUAGCAUCUUUUACUUUAUUCUUUUUAUAUAAAUUCACUCCAAUUAAAUCAUUUCUACGUAAUCGUCUACAAAAGAAAAAAAUAAGUGAACUUAGAGAAGUUGAAGAAAAAACAAUAGAAUCUAUUAAAAACACAUAUAAUGAAGCGAAUAUAAAUUAUGAAGGAAGUUAUCAUAACAUAGCCUAUCAGCCUCAAUGA
Messenger RNA from Plasmodium malariae, 876 nucleotides. Its product is annotated as PIR protein. The transcript is spliced from 3 exons. Bases 1 to 876 code for a protein of 291 amino acids. The record is from RefSeq and is a predicted model, not a curated record. Lineage: Eukaryota; Apicomplexa; Aconoidasida; Haemosporida; Plasmodiidae.